Molecule: messenger RNA, 990 nt
Organism: Lactuca virosa
Lineage: Eukaryota; Viridiplantae; Streptophyta; Magnoliopsida; Asterales; Asteraceae
Source: the annotation of a GenBank genome assembly
CACACACACACACACACACACACUGUGUGUGUGUACGUACGUAUAUUGCCCAUGGCUGAACCGAGCUAUAGCUAUGCACCAGUUUCUGUGAUAGGGUCUCAGUUCAUGGCCCCAUUUCAACUCGAUGUUAUAGUUGAUACAACUUUACGUGGAAACAUUGUAAUCACUGAUAUGAACCAUAAAAUCCUGCUCAAAGUGAAACCAUGCGACACAUCCUUUCGUCAUCAAAGAGUGCUUGUUGACGCUGAUGAUAAACCCAUCGCAAUGAUCCGUGAAAAGUUGAUGACUCUACACGGUCGAUGGAGUGUAUUCAGGGGUGAAAGUGAAAGUAAUUCGGAUAUAAUAUUUAGCGCAAAAAUACAUAACCUGAUCCAGUUUAAGACCGGUGUUGAUGUAUUCUUGGAAAACAAAACCAGUAGUGCCGAUGUUUGUGAUUUUAAGAUGAAAGGAAGCUGGUCGAACAGAAACUGCACUAUUUUUGUGGGAGAUACUUCUACACCAAUAGCCCAGAUGUCUAAAAUGCAAUCAUCGAAGAAUAUGAAGUGGGUUGAGGGCAAAUUCAUGGUGACCAUUUAUCCCAAGGUGGAUUAUGCGUUUGUGGUCACACUUAUAGCGAUUGUUGAGGCUAUGAAAAUGAUAAAAUCUGACAAAAAAAAACACCUUUUGAAGCAACUAGUUGGUGGUGAUUUGCUUCUCGUCGGCCACCACAACGACAACCAGGUAACCGUCGACCUCUACAGUGACCACCAUCUUCGCUACGACGUUGGUCCGACGAUUCCUUCUCUCCCUUCACCUUUCUCUCUCUUUCGAUCACAAGUUAUAUUCUUGCUGACCACCUCAGAGAAGACCAGUUUCACCGUCGACCUGUACUCCUUUGCUUUCGGCGACCUCUUGGUUCCUUCUACUGCUUCCGACGACCUCAUUCCCCUGAUAUUGCAGUUCUCUCUCCAACUCCCAUUUUCUUUAACAUGUUUGUCUUCGUGUUUGUGA